This is a messenger RNA of Papilio machaon (common yellow swallowtail), 1794 nucleotides long. It is a transcript of the gene Kap-alpha3, whose product is annotated as importin subunit alpha-4. Gene Ontology annotation, biological process: NLS-bearing protein import into nucleus. Bases 226 to 1794 code for a protein of 522 amino acids. Lineage: Eukaryota; Metazoa; Arthropoda; Insecta; Lepidoptera; Papilionidae. The transcript is spliced from 6 exons. The record is from RefSeq and is a predicted model, not a curated record. Gene Ontology annotation, molecular function: nuclear import signal receptor activity; protein binding. Gene Ontology annotation, cellular component: nucleoplasm; cytoplasm; nucleus.
UGUGGUUUAGAAAAAAAGUAAAGAAAAGAGAUUCAAUUCAAGGUGGAAGGAAAACGGUUUUCUGUUGUAGAAUAUUCUUUAAUAAGAGGUUAAUGAAUCAUCAACGUCUAGGGUGUGCUUAAAACAUUUUCGACUAGUUUGUUACAAUUUUAUUUUAAGUUGAUUCUUUGUUUAAUUGUGUAUUACGUCUGAUCGUUAGUUCAUCAAACUUACGAGCACAAUAAAAUGGCGACCGACCCAAUGAAAAACCGCAUGAUUGUCUUCAAGAACACAGGAAAAGAUGUCGAUGAAAUGCGAAGGCGGAGGAAUGAAGUGACAGUAGAACUACGGAAAAAUAAAAGAGAGGAAACUCUCCAGAAACGUCGAAAUGUCCCGAUCAGUGAUUCUACAGACGAAGACGAAGUGGAACGACCCACAAAUAUCGAUGAGCUAGUGAUCAACGCGGCAAAAGCUGACAACAUCGAGAUACAACUGGCCGCGGUGCAACAAUGUAGAAAGCUAUUGUCCUCGGACAAGAACCCUCCCAUAGACGACCUAAUCGCAGCCGGCAUUCUUCCCAUCUUAGUACAGUGCCUUUCCCGAGCGGAUAAUCCUACUCUGCAAUUUGAGGCUGCUUGGGCUUUAACGAAUAUAGCCUCGGGCACCUCAGCACAGACUAACAAAGUGGUCCAUGCGGGUGCCGUUCCAUUGUUCCUACAAUUGCUCAUGUCUCCACAUGAAAACGUGUGUGAGCAAGCAGUGUGGGCAUUAGGCAACAUAAUUGGAGAUGGUCCAAUGUUGAGAGACUUGGUGGUGGAGCUUGGAGUCGUCAAACCACUGCUCAGCUUCAUCAAACCUAACAUCCCUGUAUCAUUUCUGCGUAAUGUGACCUGGGUCAUUGUAAACUUGUGCAGAAGUAAGGAUCCUCCACCACCAGUUAAGACUAUUCAGGAGAUUCUUCCAGCCCUUAAUGUGCUUAUUACACAUUCAGAUAUAAAUAUUCUAGUAGACACAGUAUGGGCAAUCAGUUACCUAACGGAUGGAGGCAAUGAACAGAUCCAAAUGGUGAUUGAGUCCGGUAUAGUGCCCAAGUUGAUUCCCCUGCUGUCUCACAAGGAGAUGAAGGCCCAGACGGCCGCACUCCGAGCGGUUGGUAACAUUGUAACUGGCACAGAUGAGCAGACUCAGGUGGUACUAAACUGUGAUGCCCUGUCACACUUCCCUGCGUUGCUGUCACACUCGAAAGAGAAGAUAUGCAAGGAAGCCGUGUGGUUCUUGUCAAACGUGACUGCGGGCAACAAGCAGCAGGUGCAGGCAGUGAUCGACGCGGGUCUACUGCCCAAGAUCGUGGAGAACCUGGGCAAGGGCGAGUUCCAGACGCAGAAGGAGGCCGCCUGGGCCGUCAGCAACCUCAGCAUCAGCGGCACCAAGGAGCAGGUGGCGGCGCUCAUCAACUGCGGCGUCAUCCCACCUUUCUGCAACCUCCUCAGCUGCAAGGAUACACAAGUUAUCAGUGUGGUGCUGGACGGUCUCAGCAACAUGCUGAAGAUGGCCGGAGAUAACGUGGAGCAUGUCGCCAACAUGAUAGAGGAGUGCGGAGGCAUUGACAAGAUCGAGCAGCUGCAGGGUCACGAGAAGAUGGAGAUAUACAAGAUGGCAUAUGACAUCAUCGAGCAGUACUUCGCCGGAGAGGAGGAGGACGCGAGCCUGGCGCCGGCGGCGGCGGAGGCGGGCUUCCAGUUUGACGCGGGGGCGGGGGCGGGGGCGGGGGCCGGGGCGGGGGCGGGGGCGCCUCACGCCGGCUUCCGUUUCUAA